This is a messenger RNA of Glossina fuscipes, 1288 nucleotides long. RefSeq lists its product as uncharacterized. Lineage: Eukaryota; Metazoa; Arthropoda; Insecta; Diptera; Glossinidae. The record is from RefSeq and is a predicted model, not a curated record. Bases 224 to 1288 code for a protein of 354 amino acids. The transcript is spliced from 4 exons.
CUAUAUAACAAAAGAUUUAGAAUUAGAGAAUUCUUCUUCUUUUUUUUGUUAUUCAGCAAACCAACAAACGAAAAUUCGCUGAUAGUGUACUGGCAUGUAAUGGCUUUUACGAGAAAUUGAGAAUAUCAAAAGUAAAAAUUAUUCAUUACAAUAGAAGCAGAAAAAGCUAUUAGAUGACGAGCCCAUAAAUAAUAUCGUAAACUUGGAUAACGGAUAUGAUGGCAUGAUUUUAAAUGAUAUCGCCGACUUAAUGAAUUUCUCAGUUGAAAUGGUGCCCAACGAACCAAGAAAUUUUAUUGCUGGCCACAUUUACGCCAAUAAUACAGCAACAGGAAUUUUCAAAAUGCUAAUUGAACGGAAAGCCAAUAUGACUAUCGGUUGUGCUAUAUGCCUACCAAAACGUUCAGAAUUAACGAGCAGUUCAAUACCAUACUUUUUAUUGAACUAUGUAAUUUUAUUGAAAAACCAAGAUAAAUUUUCAUCGUUAAGUCUAUUUAUGAAGCCAUUUCAAAUUUCAACUUGGCUGUUAUUCGCAAUUGCUUUUGCCACGAAAAUUUUAGUGCAGCGUCUUUGCCAGUCAACCUUAAUCGGCUUAAAAAGGAGAUUUCUCAAACUAUUUCUUGUUUUAUGGAUGGGUUUAGUAUUCUUCUUACGUUGCUCGUAUGAAGGAUUUUUAUUCGAAAUUAUGCAUAACGCUCCAAAUAGACCGUUGCCGCAAACUAUUGAUACAAUUAUUAAACAAAAUUACACCCUAUUAACUGAUGUGAAUUCCGCGCAUAUAUUGGAGUAUUUACCGAAUCUUAAGAAAAUAACUCAAAUCGUCUCCACUGCACCGAAUCAAGUCUUUAAUCGAUUCGAUAUAUUAGAUGGCAAUGUGGGUCUAUUGAGUCCGCUACCUAUCGUUACGUUCUAUAUGUCACAGCGUACGGAAAAUAUAUCCAGGUAUGCCUUGGUACGUGAGAAUGUAUUCACUGCAAUGCAUUGCGUGUAUUAUCCACGUUACACGUAUAUGAAGCCCGCGAUAGAUCGCUUGCUGACAAGAUUACGACUUCAUGGCUUUAUUGCUAAAUAUACGCAAAUAUUUCAUUUUAACAAUGCUCCGUUGAGAACUGAUAAAUUAUCGCGACGACAUAGAAAACAUUUAGGCACCGCUUUAGAUAUGGAUUUUUUGAAUGUAAUAUUUUGCAGCAUAAUAGCUUUAGAAACAAUUGCAAUAUUAGUAUUUUUGCUCGAAUAUUUAUCGUUACGCAUCAACGUUUUGCAAAGAAUAUACUCACAUAUUACGUAA